AUGAAGAAGUAUGAUUAUUGUCUAUUAAAAUUAAUAUAUUUCGAUAUUAAGGGAAUAUUUCCCACAUGUAGUAAGGAUUUCACAUGGGAUAAAGAAGCAACUAGGCGUGAAAGUGACGCUCAUAAUUUCACAAUUUUAUGUAGUGAUUUUUAUAAUCAAGUAUCUCAUGGUCGUGAUACUACUCAAUUUUCGAAAUUAUGUCGUGUUCUAGGCUUAUAUUUAAAUCAUUUAGAACGUAGAAGUAAUGAUAUUGAUGUAAAAUCAUGUUGUGAAUUAUUCUAUUAUAAACUAGAAAAAGAACUAAUACCUAAUUUUGAAUUAAAAUGUAAUGAACCUAAUGAAUGCUAUAAGAAAAUGAUAGAACAAAAACGAAGUACAUUCGAGACAAAAAUAUCUAAUAUAUGUAUGGAAUAUUCGGGAAAUAUUGAACAAGAUACAUCUGAACUAUUGAAUUAUUUGUUUAAAAUAUAUUACUACAUUGAUCUUUUUAAAAAUCCCCAAGUUAGCGACACAGGAAAAAUGCGAUUAUUCAAAGGGGAAAUUGAACAUUUAGAAAAUUACGAUUGUAAAAGUAAACGCCGACUAAAGGCAGAACUCGAAAAAAUUAUUGAAAUAUGUCAAGGCUAUAUAAAUUCUUGGACGUUAUCUCCUAGAAUACAUGCCGCAAAGCUCCUGACUGAUUCAUGGAUGAAAACAAGAAGAAUGAAAAUCCAGAAUUUAAAUGAUCAAACUUUUAUGAAGAACGGGUCAGAUAAGGUAAUAAAUAAUGUAAUAGCGCAAACAGAAGCAUUAGAAUUUCAACCUUUAAUGGACACGAUGACAGGAGGUGAUACACACACAGGAAUAAGUGUUGGAAUAAUUUUUAUAACUUUUUCAAUAUUAAUAAUUAUAUUUAUUUUGUAUAAGUAUACCUCUUAUUUUUCAUUUAUAAAACCAAGUGUAUGGAAAUUAACAAGAAAGUUGAAUAAAAAUAAGAAUAAUAAUCUGGACUUUAUGUAUUCAUUUCAUGAUAAGUAUAAAAUAGCAUAUAGCUAA
Molecule: messenger RNA, 1035 nt
Organism: Plasmodium gonderi
Lineage: Eukaryota; Apicomplexa; Aconoidasida; Haemosporida; Plasmodiidae
Product: variable surface protein
Exons: 3
Coding region: 1-1035 (344 amino acids)
Source: RefSeq, a predicted model, not a curated record